UCUCUCUCUCUCUCUCUCUCUCUCUCUCUCUCUCUCUAUUUUUUUUCUCUCUCCAAAAAUUUAGGUUUAUCUUUUGACAAUUGAUGACAGCGAAACAAUCGCUGCAUUUAUAUACAUCUGUCUAUAAAGAUCAGAAUUGAUGAUAUGCUCUUUGUUUGAGUGUGGAUUUCUAGGGUUUAUGAGCCAAUCGAUCAGAGCCAUGGGUUGUUUCUUUGGCUGCUUCCGAAUCAGAGACGAUCGUCGCCACCCCCAGACUCAUCUUGUCUCAGAACCACUCCCUUCGAAGCUCAGAGAACCUGUUGUAUCUCGGAAUCCUCUGUCAUCUCUACUACUCGCUGAUGAUAAAGGUGGAUUGCCAUGUAAGGAUAAGAAAAAUCCUGCCUUGAGGACUCCAGAUCAUGGCAACAACAACAGGGAGCUCAAGGAUGAGGCCAGAUUUCUCAAAGCCUGUGGAACCUUACUUGAAACUCCACCAGAACUUCGAGAAGGUUCUGGAAAAUUUACAGAUUUAUCUUGCGAUGGAGAUUCGGAACCUUCAAAGUUCCAUUCUUGGCUACCUAACACAUCCAUAGAGAAACUUAAGUUGGAGAAGCAACCUGAUCAACCUCCGACUCCUAUCAAUCUUUCCGAAAAAUGGGUAAAGGGAUUGGAUUCUUUGGAGCAAACACCCAGCAGCUGUACAUUUAACGGGCAGAAUGCUGGAUCCAUCUCUUGCAGCUCUACUCAAGAUGGUGGGGUUGGAAGUGUUACUAAUCAGAUCAGUAGCACCGCAACUUCUUCAGUUACACCUGGGGCUUUUGCUGCAAAUGUGCAGUGCAGAACCAAAUCUGUUCGUUUUGAAUGUGAGGAUGAUGUGAUUUCGUUUUCAUCAAGAAGUUCAUCUGAAAUUGCUAGCCAAAAUUUAAAGCAACCACAAUCAGCUGGUAAUAACAGUGCAUCAAAGCUUUCACCUUACCCAACCCCAUUAAAACUCACCGAUGAGAUGCAAACACCUGGGACUGUUUUCCCAGGGUAUCUAGAAAAUAUGGCAAAUACUAAGAAUCCUCGGAUCAGGUCUCAGUAUGUGUACUCAGUCCAGAAUCCUAUUGAGAAUUUAUCUGAGUGGAAGGUAUUGAAGGAAGAAGAUUCGAAUACCCAUCAGCAGUCAGAUCAUGUGAGAGAAACUUCAGUUGAGAAAGAAUUCAAGGUAGAAGGGAGCUUGUCGUCUUGGCUGAAACCGCCAUCAACCAAUCAAGAUGGAAAGAAUCAAAGUUCUGGUUCCAUUUCAAUUGGAAAAGCUCAUCUGCACAGAACCCCUGGGGAUAGGCCGAUCAUUGGAAUGGUGGCUGCUCACUGGAAUGAAGAUGAACCUACUCGUAUUUCACCCAAGAAUUGGGAUGGAAAUGGAAUUCCAAAUUCUACCAACAAAUAUAAAGAGGAUCAGAAGGUUAGUUGGCAUGCUACACCUUUUGAGGAGAGACUAGAGAAGGCAUUGUCUAAUGAGACUUCUGUCUCUCAGAGGAAGCCUAUCAAUGGGACACCACCAAUUGCUUUUGAGGAAACUGAGGAAAGUGAUACUGCUCUAUCCCAGCUGCAAUCUUCAACCCACGCGAAGCCUGUAGUCUCAUUUUGAUGAAUGUUUGAAGCAUUGUUGCCUUGUUUGUCAUGAGUUGUUGCUUUGUCGUCAGUGAACAUGAAUUGUUGGGAAUUUUACAUUUGAAGUUUUGCAUCAUGAACUACUAUGAUCGACUUGGUUUGCAAGUAUUCCUUGAAUAGUGGAGCAAAGUACAGAAUUUGUGCUUCUGUUGAUGUAUUCUGUCAGCAGCGCUAUGGAACUACUUGGGAUGUACAUAAUCAAAACUUUGAUCAAAUGGCUAUCAUUUCUUUUGAUUAUUAUUA
This is a messenger RNA of Camellia sinensis, 1878 nucleotides long. It is a transcript of the gene JASON, whose product is annotated as aspartyl/glutamyl-tRNA(Asn/Gln) amidotransferase subunit. The record is from RefSeq and is a predicted model, not a curated record. Gene Ontology annotation, biological process: male meiosis II. NCBI's taxonomy places the organism in Eukaryota, Viridiplantae, Streptophyta, Magnoliopsida, Ericales, Theaceae.